UAUUGUUACUUUCUCUCUACUAUUUGGGUGCGUGAGUGCGUAUGCGCACGCACGUUCUCGGGCGUUUUCUGGAAUCGUACCGCUCAGGUGAAAUGGAAGGCCAGCAUGUGCGGGAGGAAGAAAACAGGAGUAGUCAGCAAUGGACCAACGCAGUUAUGUCCGGCAGCACGGCACAUUUCCACAACAUGCAGCAAAAUGGUGGGUUAUUCUUGGCGAUCCCAGCGAUGCGGAGCGAGCGUGACCGCCUGACGACCUUCCAGAGUUGGCCCAGUAACAUUCUCGUAUCAAGUGCAAAGUUGGCCGAGGCUGGCUUUUUUUUCUUGGGCUCGGAGGAUAAAGUGCAGUGCUUCUGCUGUGGUGUGAUCCUAAGGCAAUGGGAGCGGGAUGACGACCCCAUGACCGAACACAGAAAGCACUUUCCCGCCUGUAAUUUCAUAAUGGGUGUAGAGGUGGGCAACAUCCCGAAGGCGGUUACGCAGACUUCGUCCGAUGCCGUUGACGGCCAGAUCCUCAGCCAAAUUCAAAGACUAGCAGUGGAGGAGCAGGUGCUGGGCGGCCAGCCGGCGUAUCCGGAGAUGGAGGAAGAAAGCUCUCGAAUGUCCAGUUACCACAACUGGCCUCCUAGUGCGUCUGUGCAUCCACAACUUCUUGCCAGGGCCGGCUUCUUCUACACAGGCCACAGCGACAAUGUGAAAUGCUUCUAUUGUGAUGGAGGGCUUCGCAACUGGGAAGCAGGAGAUGAUCCCUGGAGGGAGCAUGCAAAGUGGUUUCCACGUUGUGAAUUUCUUCUGCACGUAAGAGGAAGGGAUUACGUCAGCAACAUCCAGGACUCUUAUUUUAAUGCCACUGAAUCAUCCUUAAGCAAUAACAGCAGCUCAGAAGCAAUAGCCACGGGGGAAAUCACUUCAGGACAAGAUGUGGUUGGUAAUCUGGAUGUGCCCCUCCUGCUUCAGUCUCCAGUGGUCCAGGCAGUGUUGCAGAUGGGGUUUGAUUACAGUGUGGUGGAGAGUUUAGUUAAAUCCAAGUACCUUCUCACUGGCCUUCAGUACAACACAGUCUCUGACCUGGUGUCUGCUACUCUAGAAGCGGAAGAUGAAGAGAGGCAAAGAUCAGACCAGUCUAGAGUCUUCUUUACAGAGCCUCCUGAAAGCCUAAGUCAAGGGGCAGGUGGCAGUGAACAGAGACAAAUGGAUUACCCAAAGGAAAGCGGGCUGAGUCCAGAAGAGCAGUUACGACAGCUGCAGGAAGAGAGGACCUGCAAAGUCUGCAUGGACAAGGUGGUGUCUGUCGUCUUUGUUCCAUGUGGCCAUCUGGUGGUCUGCACAGAUUGUGCCACCAGUCUUCAUAACUGCCCCAUUUGUCGGGCUGUUAUCCGAGGAAGUGUGCGGACCUUUAUGUCUUGACCAGGAGUUGCAAGGACAAACUGCUGAACCAACCAGAGCCAUUUGAACACUUUGAUGUUAAGCACACGUUGUGCGUUUAGACACAUUUGAUUACUUCACGUUCUAGAGACAAAUAUACGGCUACAGAUACACAGCGACAGCAAACUGACACAAGCAUUUGUACAUUUUCAUAACAUCCACUAUCUAGAGUUGAAUAGAGUGGAUAGAAGAUAUUUGGUUUUCUCUGUUAACUUGCCACUGAUGCCUUAGGCGACUAGUUUUGGUUUUGGCACUUUGUAUCCCACGAUAGAGACGACUGUAGGCAGUGCUGACAAAUAUAAAGCUUGACAUCAAGGCAGCUGUGAGUCUCCUUCAGGCUAAGUGAGCCGAAACAAGAAGACGGCACAGUGAUUCUGAAGAAUUGGGGUGGAAAUACCACUUUUGUGUUUUUUAUUUACAGUAAGUUUUCAUUUAGUUUUUCAUUUAAUUUAUUCAUUUUUUGAUGCAGCUCAAAUCUUUUAUUUUUUUUUUAAAGACACACAUAUAUAUAUAUAUACACUACCAUUAUAGUGCACUGUAAUUCAAAGCUCCUGCUAAUGUUUUGUACUACCACAACCAAUUUCACUGUUGUCAAGAAGAAAACACAUUGCAGCAUGGUGUGGUGUAUUUGCAACGUGUGAGAAAGGCUGAAAAUGUGCAAAAGUAAUCGACUUGGAAGUCCCCUUAAACAGCUGGCUGUAACGUCUCUUAACUUCAGUGUUUCAUAUUUUGUUAAUAAAGUCAACUU
Molecule: messenger RNA, 2169 nt
Organism: Erpetoichthys calabaricus (reedfish)
Lineage: Eukaryota; Metazoa; Chordata; Cladistia; Polypteriformes; Polypteridae
Gene: birc7
Product: baculoviral IAP repeat containing 7
Exons: 8
Coding region: 42-1403 (453 amino acids)
Biological process (GO): positive regulation of protein ubiquitination; regulation of cell cycle; negative regulation of apoptotic process
Cellular component (GO): cytoplasm; nucleus
Molecular function (GO): ubiquitin protein ligase activity; cysteine-type endopeptidase inhibitor activity involved in apoptotic process
Source: RefSeq, a predicted model, not a curated record